GUAUCAGCUUGCGCCGUAGAUUAGUGGUUAUAGCUCUCGUACUCUGUGCGGGAGACCGGGGUUCGAUUCCUCUUGACGGCGAUUCAACAUGGGCGAGUGAAUGUUACCAUAGCCCCGGGUUAACCCAAGCCAUGUGAGGGAAAUUGGGAAGAUGGCACACUGUGUGGGCCGUUGGAUGUUGCCGGGAGUUGUCUAGUAGAGCGCGGGCUCUAAUUGGGUCUGCGUAGCUCAAAAUGAGCAUUAAAUACUCUAGGACUCUCCAUCUACGCCAUGGCCCCUCCUGGAAAUAAUAGACAGGGUAUAUCCCUCGAUAUUUGUGAGGCUAGCCAUGUAAAAUAUGCACAUCUAUCUAUCUAUCUAUCUAUCAGGCUGACUUAAAUUUCUUCAGGUAUUUAUUUUCAUUUACUCCUAUUUGUAGUAUGUUUAUAAGCUCUUAAAACAAAAGAAACACGAGUGUAAAUUAUUUUGCGGUUUACAAUGCUAGACAUUCGAUACACGGCUGGACUGUUGCACCUAGGCCCCAGGUCCUAGCCUUUAGCAGCUAAUCUGGGAUAUUUAUUUAUGAAGCGUAGGCAUGUGUUUACAAAAGCAGACACUUUUUGUGGAAAUAGGCAUUACGUGCAAAUUCUUUUAAAUUCCCUUUUUCUUUAUCAUCUAGAAUCUUUUUUUUUAAGUCUGUAUUCUUUUCAAUUUUUUAAAACGAAAGUGCUCCCUCGGCAAAUUGAAAGUAAGGAGAGAAGAUUUGACCGCGAUCCAUGUGGUGCAGGAAAUCGUUAGCUAUAGCUAUAUCUUUUUCAAAACAAGUCAAGUCAUCAAUCAGGCUAAGCAAUAUUAGUGAAGUAUGAUGCAAUGGGAGUAACAGAAUUCAGUUCACUAAAGGCUGAAGAUAGUGUGGAACUUCAGGAGAUAGAUGGAAAACCGAAAUAUAAACAGUUAAAUGAAAAUGGAAAUCAAAUGAAAAGUGCAACGUUAUUAUCCACUUCUUCAAAGAGAAAAGGUACUGAAUGGGUGUUAAAGACUUUUCGCAAAAAAUACUGUGUAAAAUACGUACCAAGUAGCAAAAAUCGAAACAUUUGCUGCUGUGGAAGGGAAAGAGAAAGCCAUGGUGAAGCAAUUACUGAGGAUGAAAUUGCUCAAAAUCAGUCAAUAGUUUGGGAUGUACAGUCUCAUUUAAGAGAGGAAGGAACAAAUGCCUAUGGAGAUAUUGAGUUUCAUGGAAGUGGGAAGAAAACAAGAGCAAAGUUUCUUCGUAUUUCCGCAGACACAAGUCCGAAAGAAGUUUUAUGGUUACUGAUCAAGGAAUGGCAUCUUGAAUUUCCUCGCUUGCUAAUAUCUGUAACUGGUGGAGCAAAAUCUUUUAAAUUAAACCCAAAAUUAAAAGCUUUGUUUACUGCUGGCCUUUCUAAGGUUGUUCAGUCAACAGGAGCAUGGGUGACCACUGGCGGUACAAAUACAGGUGUAAUGAAACAUGUUGGUGAAGCAUUGCAAGGUUCUUCAACGUUUGGGAUAAAUAAUAAUGCUGAAAUAACACGGAAUGUAAAUUGCAUUGGGAUUGCCACCUGGGGAAUAGUGAAUGAUCGUAAAAGAUUAACCAACACAAAAGGGAAGACUGUGGAUUAUCAUAUGACCAGUAGUUUUGAAAUGACAGGAGCAUGUCUGGAUAACAAUCAUACCCACUUUUUACUUGUUGACAGUGGUCUCAUAAACAGGUAUGGUGGGGAAAUAGCUUUUCGUGGAGCUUUGGAGAAGUGCAUUCGAAAAAUGGAAAUAGAUAAAAAUCGUGCUCAUUUUGGAGUCCCCGGUGUUCAGCUUGUGUUAGAAGGUGGACCCAAUACAGUUUUAACUGUUUAUGAGGCCAUCACGCAAGAGCCACCAAUGCCAGUUGUUGUUAUUAAAGGUAGUGGAAGAGCUGCUGACCUUUUAGCAUUUGCACAAGGAUUGACACAAGGGAGUGGUCCUCUGUUUCAAAUGGCAGAUGUUGUUGAGCAUGGACAGUUGAUUAGCAUGAUUGAACAAUUCUUUCCCGAGCUCAACAGCACAGGAACUAAAGCUGUAUACCUGAACAUAUUGAAGUGUGUUGAAAAAAAAGAGUUUAUUACAGUUUUUCAAAUGGACGAAGGACGAGAAAUCGAUGAGGCAAUACUAACAGCUUUUUUAAAAGGCAAAAACAUUCGUUCGUGUGACCAACUAAAUUUAGCCAUGCUUUGGAACCGUGCUGAUAUUGCUCGCUCACAAAUUUUUGUUGAAGGCGUUAAAUGGACUGAAGCAGAAUUAAAUGAUGCUAUGAAGUGUGCAUUGUGGCGAAAUAAACCAGAAUUUGUGGAACUGCUUCUGGAGCAUGGAGUCAGCAUGGCACGAUUUUUAACCAUUGAACGACUUGAAGAUUUAUACAACAGCAGAGCUACAAAAUCAAGUAAUAUUGUACGGACUUUGCUUGGUGAUGAGAAGUGUAACAAAGGUAUUAUUAAAUUAUCUGAUGUAAGCUGGGUUUUAAAGAAAUUGCUUGGAACAGAAAUACGCAACGAAAAAUAUGUUGAAAAAAUAAGUCACAUAAACAAGGCUAUUUUACCAAGAAACAUCAAAGAAGAGCAACGUUCUUUUAAACAUUCCUUCAGUGAGCUUUUUCUUUGGGCGAUAUUAUGCAAUAUGCCUGAAAUGGCAUUAUGCUUAUGGGCACAUGGGGAAGAAGCACUUGCAAAAGCACUGAUUGCAAAGAUCUUGUAUCAAAAUAUGGCUCAACAAUUAGAGAGACGACAUAUGCAAGAAGUAAUCAUUGAAAUUUUCAAUAAAAAUGAUGAGAAAUUUGGUGUGCUUUCAACUCAACUUUUGAAUGAAUGUUUUGAAUCAAACGAACUAUUAACAGGCCAGCUGGUUACAUACAACUUAGAGAAUUGGGGUCUGCAGACAUGUUUAAGUUUAGCAGUUGCAUCAAACCAUCAGGAUUUUGUUGCACACACCUGUUGUCAGGAUUUGAUCAGUUCAAAAUGGACUGGUGCAUUGCAGUUUAGUGGUGCACAAGCUUACCAGGUCCUGCUUGGUUUAAUCGUACCACCAUGCAUUCUUCUCUUGAAGUUUCGUUCACGAAUAGAGUUAUCCAAACUUAUUAUGACUGAAGAAGAACACAGAGCAGUGGAAGAGGAAGAACAAGAAUUAGAGCGACAGGAACAGCUUGAAAAUAUGAGAAAAAAUACGAAAGAAAAACAAAAUCAGCAUCGACCGUCCAGAUCUGUGGCAUAUGAAGACACAGAAUUGUCUUUAAGUAAUGCAUCAUACAGCAUUAGUUAUAAAGGAUCAACUUUAUCCAAUGAAAUGUAUGUAGAAUUGUCAAAACAGCUUCCAUGGUACAAAAAAUUAGUUGCGUUUUAUCGAGCCCCUGUCACAAAGUUUUGGGGGAAUGUUGCUGUUUACCUUCUAUUCUUGAUACUGUUUGCAUUCGUGAUCAGCACAGAACUAGGAGAGGAUCCUUUUAAUACUGAAUGGGUACUUGUUGUUAUGGUGAUAACAUUAUGUACUGAAGAAAUACGACAAGUUUUACAAUCAGAUGCUUACACAUUUAUACAUAAACUUCGUGAUUGGGCGUCAAGCUACUGGAAUAUCUGUGAUGCAAUCGCCAUUGCUUUGUUUUUUCUUGGGUUUGGUUUACGGAUGAAUGCAGAUACAAGAACUGCUGGUCAUGUUGUGUAUGCAGUUGAUAUCAUUCUUUGGAUAAUUAGAUUGUUGGAUAUUUUUUCUGUUAAUAAGUAUCUUGGUCCAUAUGUUGUCAUGAUUGGAAGAAUGACUCUUGACAUGGCAUACUUUAUGUUUAUUCUGCUGGUUUUUCUGACAGCGUACGGUGUUUCAAGGUACGCCAUCUUAAACACCAGCACAAAACGAACAUGGGGAACUAUUGGUGAAAUGGUGUUUGCACCUUAUUUUCAAAUAUAUGGUGAAUUGUUUUUAGAAUAUCCACAGCAAAACAAACAAGAAACAGUCUUCAGUACUGUCAAAGAAAACACCAUCAUUGAAGUUGUAGUUGCUCUCAUCAUGGCGGCUUACCUUCUUGUAGCUAACAUACUUCUACUGAACCUGCUUAUCGCUAAGUUUAACAAUACGUACACAACAGUUCAAGCCAACUCAAAUGUGAUAUGGAAAUUUCAGAGGUACCAUCUCAUUCAAGAGUACUCGAACAGACCUUGGCUUCUUCCUCCUUUAUCGAUCUUCAUCCAUAUCUUCCAGUUCUUUCAAAGCUUGUACAGAUCUUGCAAGAAGAGAGCGAAGAACAGACACACAGACAGAAAACUAAAAAAAUUUUUACACGAUGGCGAGCUUCACGAUUUAAUGUUAUUCGAAGAAAGAUGUUUGGCGAGUUAUCUACGAAAGAGAGACACAAUUUUGUUGGCUACCCAAGAAGAAAAAUUAAAAAUGAUUUCUGAAAGAGUUGACAAUAUUGCUGGAGUAUUUACUGAGUACAGUCGGGAAGUACAACAUCAAAACAAGAAAUUAGUUGCAUCAAGAACAAAACUCGAAGAGCGAGUGACCAGCAUUGAAAAUAUGAUGCGGACAGUUAUGCUCAAUGUAUCUCAUGUACAGGCUGCACUAAAAAACAAUAAUAUAAUACCUGACACCACGUAUGAAAGGCGAAAACAUGCUUUUAAGGAUACUCAUUACCUUAACCGUUCCAUUUCGGAAUAUCCGAAUCUUUCGGAUAAAAUUUCACUAGGCGCUGUUCCGGCUUCACCCGUCUCUUUACCAGCAACUGCUUACCAAUUUCCAAAAAGACGACCUGAACGUACUAGUAUGGUCAGAAGAGCCGCCUAUAAUUUUCGAAAGGGAUCGCUUGAGACGCAGAAUAUUCUAAAUAAGUCUAAUGUGGAUGGAGCUUCUGAAGAAACAACAGGACGUCCGAGACGUUUGACUACUGGCGAAGACAGUAUAGAUGAAACACAAACAGGAAAUAUGUACACUACAAGAAGAAACACCUUUCCAAGCCGACACAACCCUCGUUUAUCGACAGUCCUUUCAAGUGAGAAUGGCGAUUCCGAAGGGGAAUCACCGUUUGAGGAAUCUUUUGCACGUGCACACAACCAGUCUAAACAGUCGGAAUCCUCAACUACCAACAAAGAUAUACGUUCCGACAGUGCUCGCAGUAAUAGUUCAUACACUCAAAGUGAUGUCUCGAAUUCGUCAUACACACGCAGUGAUGGUUCCCAGAGAUUAAGUGACGGGUUCAACUCGAACGUAGAGGAUUUGGAUGUAGUUGAUCAAGGUAGUUGUGAAAAAGUCGUCAAUGUUCUUUCGCGUUGUACUAUGUACCCGUUGUCGAACGUGAAGAGAUUUAUAUUACCUGAUUACUUAGUCGAAUGGGAUGUGCCCGUAGACGAGUAUAAGCCACCGGAGUACACAUCGUAUACAAUUUCUGCCCAACCUGAAUGGGCAGAUAAAGAAAUUGUGGAAGGAGAUGAGAGCACAAUGAGAUUUAAUGCUAUAGAUGGCGAAAUAAAUCGCGUGAGUUUUACGGGAACAUAUCCAGUUAUUAACGGAUUACCGAGAAAUCCGUUCGGUAGAACUGGUUUGAAAGGGCGUGGUCUUCUUGCUAGGUACGGACCCAAUCAUUUCGCCGAGCCCAUCAUUACGAGGUGGAGUCGCAACUACUUUGAGAUGAGUGGGAAAUAUUCCGAUACGUUAGAAGUUUUGGUUUCCAUGAAAAAGAACUCUGAUACGCACGUGUUACCGAGCGGUUCUUUUGAUCAAAGAGAUGAAAUACCGCAAUCUCUGAGACACAUCUUCAGCGAGAAAACGUUGGAAAAUCUUGGAUUAAACGCAACACAGCGUCGUGUCUACGUCGAUGACGCGAAUAAGAUAUUCCAGAACGGAGAACUGAUAUUUCAAGGAUAUGUGGAUGAUCAACGCAACACUGAUAAUGCUUGGAUUGAAGCCACUGUCUAUAAUUACCAUGACGACAGUGGUACCAUCUUUUCAAAGUUUCUUCUGGGGAACGAAUCCGAAAGAUUGAAUAUUCAGUGGACAGAGGUGUGUGCUGAUAUUAACUUGCCAGAAUAUCAAGCAAAUUGGUUACAGCAGGUCGCUCUAAACAAGUGCGCCUAUUUUGGAUAGCGAAUCAAAAGUUGUCACAGGUGCAGGAAGAGUGGGAAGUUAAAAAAAUUACGCAAUCGUUGGUUGCAACCUGCGUAUGGAUCAGAAAUGCACAAGAAAAAAAAAUUGUAGCAUAUAUACAAGCAUUGGCCUACGAAAACUUCACCUAACUAUAACGCUAUUCCUAUUAGGCUUUUUCGGGCGUUCCAAAUCAAGAAGGGGGAAGGUAGCGCAGAUUGUGUCCCAUUCCCUAGUAACUUCUGUAUCACUUUUGUUCUUGCCUGUUUUUACGUGCAAUUUGAUGUCAACAAAAUCUCGAUGACGUCAUCAUUUUUCUGCUAUCGUCAUCGAUGUAAACACUGGACCAAAAAUUUUUUAUUUUCGGCUGAACAGUUAAUCAUUAAUUAUUCACGAAUUAAGCCUGUAAUUAGCAAUCAACGAUAUAUAUACACAUAUUCGAUGGAAAUUUAAAUGUAAAAAAUUUAAUUCCAGGACCAAAAAUUUCUCGUAUGUAAAAAAAAACAUUAUUAGAUCUUAGGAAAAUUAAAAAAAAAUUGACAAAUUGAUUCAGUUAUUCAAAAGUUACACCCAAAAACCUAUGAGGGAAUAGGGUUAAAUGGGAAUUCAAAACUAUGUACAUGUUUGAGCGAGUGAGCAUGACCUUAAAAUGUGUACGAACUAAAACCCUUCAGAGAUAAAUAUUUUAUAUAUUUUUUAAAUUUUGCAGAAAGAAAUAUUUUUAUGGGUUAACGGAUAUAUAAAUAUUUUCAUAAGAAUAAAUUGUUGAUGGAUUUUUAUCUUUUUUUAUUUAAUUUUUAUAUAAUUUAUAUAUAAUUUUAUUCAUUUCCUAGUUCGGUUAAUAUGGAAUAUUUUUUUUAUUUUAAUAAUUUUCUGGAAAUUGAUUUUUGUUUUUUCUUUAAACUGAAGAUGUCACUCCCAACCUCUCAUUCACAAAAAAACGUUUAUUUCAUAAGGAGGCUACACAAAAAGAAGGUUUUUCAUACAUUAUGUUGUAUUCUUUAUUUUUUACCAAUUACCAAUAUGACUGCCUGGUACAGGGGAGGUCCUAUAAAUUGACUUGUGUCCGUCCGUCCGUUAUCAACAUUUCCCAGAAUUGGAUCAUUAGUUUUUAUUUUUAUAUUGUGCACAAAGACAGAGACCCUCAAAUGCUUUCUGAGAAAAAAUCUUAUCAGCUCAAAAAUGGCGGAUCUAUGCUAAAUGAGCAAAAGCGAUCCUGAAAUAUGAUUUUUAGUACAUUUUGCUCAUUUAGCAUAAAUACGCGAUUGUUGACUGAUGUAUUCUGCGGAUGAUUUUUAGAAAGAUUUACCUUUUUAUGACGUUUUUCACAUUUCUAGUACAAUUGUUUUUUUGUUUGUGUUAACUAAUAGAGGUUUUUGUGAUAUUCUUUAAAUAGCUUAUUUAAAAUUUUUGUGAUUUUAAUCCUUUAACUUUUCCAUAUUUUCGAAAGACGUGUUUGUUGUAACGCA
Molecule: messenger RNA, 7559 nt
Organism: Hydractinia symbiolongicarpus
Lineage: Eukaryota; Metazoa; Cnidaria; Hydrozoa; Anthoathecata; Hydractiniidae
Product: transient receptor potential cation channel subfamily M member 7-like
Exons: 32
Coding region: 850-6093 (1747 amino acids)
Biological process (GO): monoatomic cation transmembrane transport
Cellular component (GO): membrane
Molecular function (GO): monoatomic cation channel activity
Source: RefSeq, a predicted model, not a curated record